AUGCACUUCUCACCAACAAUGCGCAAUGUCGUCCUCCAAGCAACCGCCAUCUGCACCAUCUCACUACUCUACCAACACUAUGCCGGCGAAAACAUGUUCAGCGAAGUAAUGCAAAACGAAACAUUCAAGAACCUCACUUCCCUCAUGGCCAACGGGACAUCGUCGGACCAGGCCCAUAACGCAUAUCUUGAAAAGAUGCAGAAAAGUGUCAUUCCCGUUGAUGAAGCUGAUCAGUACGUAAGCCACACGGUCAACAGUUCGAAUGGCACCACAUGGACAUAUUUCUCCCGAAAGAAUGAAACUGGAGCUAUUGACACUACCAAAAACAACACACCAGAAUCUUUCUACGGCCGAGAAUUACCAAGAGAGGUGUUCAUCUUCCUGAUUCUCACUAUGUUACAGUAUUGGUGGCUCAUUGGACUAGAGAUGAUUUUACCUGCUCGGCGUAGGCGUCGAGAUGUCCCGUACGAAGGAAAAGAGAAAGUGGAAGACAGUGAGGAUAGAGAGGAAGAGGUCGUCAAGAAAUGGAUUGCACAGGGUAGAGUGAACCGGGCAUCAUUGAACUGGUGCAACACGCUCUUGAAAUGGGUACUCGAUUUGACAGUUGGGAUGGCAUGGUUGUUCACAGUAGAACAUGUGCUUCGGCACCUUCUGAAGCUGAAAUCACCAAUGCUCGUCUUUAGCGGCCUGAAAAGUCACCUGAUCUUCAACUUCAUAGGCACAUAUUUCUCCGUUACCCCGCUUGCUCGCCUUAUUGUCUUUAUUGUAAUUCCAGCAUACAAGCAAAUCAUCUUCAUCGAAGGUAUACAGCUAGUAUGGACAAUCUUCGCCUAUCAGUUUAUACGUAUGAUUGCUUCUUGGGCGGUCAACACGGAAUUUGUGCAGGGAGCAAUGCUGAACAUGACGGGAGAAUUGGAGAACAACCCUGCGAAGUGGCAGCCCAUUAAUGGCCGAGAGCUGUAA
Molecule: messenger RNA, 963 nt
Organism: Alternaria atra
Lineage: Eukaryota; Fungi; Ascomycota; Dothideomycetes; Pleosporales; Pleosporaceae
Exons: 2
Coding region: 1-963 (320 amino acids)
Source: RefSeq, a predicted model, not a curated record